Messenger RNA from Dendrobium catenatum, 671 nucleotides. RefSeq lists its product as uncharacterized. The record is from RefSeq and is a predicted model, not a curated record. NCBI's taxonomy places the organism in Eukaryota, Viridiplantae, Streptophyta, Magnoliopsida, Asparagales, Orchidaceae. Bases 116 to 499 code for a protein of 127 amino acids. The transcript is spliced from 3 exons.
UGCCCUUUUCCCCUGUUGGACCAAUUUGUCAAUUUUAAAUACCAAAAAGAACAAAUCCCGCAGCCUGUCCCUCCUUUUUGCCCUUUUCUUCUCUCUUUUUCUCUUCUUUCGAUUGAUGGAUCUCAGAGCGGCGAUGGACGGCUCCGGCGGGCGUUGGACGGAGGAGCGGCACUCCCGCUUCCUCAACAGGAUCGAAAGUACUUUCGUCCACCAAAUGCUCAACCUCCAUUCCGACGGCGGUAACUUUCACCGGUCCGCCUCGAGGUUCGACCGUCGUGUCCCCGAUAGACUCACCGGCUUCAAGUCUGAAAUUUCGCCGAUACGUUUACCGCAGACCCUGGCGGCGGAUCCAGAUCAAGGACAUGCAGCUUUUGUUGCGAGGGAGAACGGCUCUUACACCCGGAAGCAAUCACUUGGUCGAUAUGAUGCGUCGCUGGACCAGGUGGUGCCGGAGCUCGAAAACAAAUGUGAUGACCAGCACGCACACAAGGGAAAGUAAGAACAUGGGAGUAAUAAAGAGAAUAACGUGGAGCUUAUUUUCGUCUGUUGAUUGGUGAUUUUGACUAAUUAAAAAAUUUUAGAUUUGUAGUUUGCAUAUAUAGUGAUACAAUGUGCGUAUGAAUUUGACUUAAUGAUUUAAAUGUCCAAAAGAGAAUAAUAUUUCAGAUGCA